This is a messenger RNA of Pteropus alecto (black flying fox), 519 nucleotides long. RefSeq names its product heat shock protein family B (small) member 7 (gene HSPB7). Gene Ontology annotation, cellular component: cytoplasm; nucleus. The transcript is spliced from 3 exons. The coding region runs from base 1 to 519 and encodes 172 amino acids. Gene Ontology annotation, biological process: heart development. The record is from RefSeq and is a predicted model, not a curated record. NCBI's taxonomy places the organism in Eukaryota, Metazoa, Chordata, Mammalia, Chiroptera, Pteropodidae.
AUGAGCCACAGGACCUCCUCCACCUUCAGAGCGGAGAGAAGCUUCCAUUCCUCCUCAUCUUCCUCGUCCUCCUCAGCCUCCCACGCCCUCCCGGCCCAGGACCCACCCAUGGACAAGGCCCUGAGCAUGUUUUCUGAGGAUUUUAGCAGCUUCAUGCGGCCCCACUCGGAGCCCCUGACCUUCCCAGGCAAGUCCCCCUCUGCAGCGCGUUCUGGGGGGCCAGGCAACAUCAAGACACUUGGAGACGCCUACGAGUUUGCAGUGGACGUGAGUGACUUCUCCCCCGAGGACAUCAUCGUCACCACAUCCAACAACCACAUCGAGGUUCGGGCUGAGAAGCUGGCAGCCGAUGGCACAGUCAUGAACACCUUCGCUCACAAGUGCCAGCUGCCGGAGGACGUGGACCCCACAUCAGUGACCUCAGCCCUGCGGGAGGAUGGCAGCCUCACCAUCCGGGCUCGGCGCCACCCACACACAGAGCACGUCCAGCAGACCUUCCGGACAGAGAUAAAAAUCUGA